This is a messenger RNA of Benincasa hispida (wax gourd), 684 nucleotides long. Its product is annotated as glutaredoxin-C1-like. The record is from RefSeq and is a predicted model, not a curated record. NCBI's taxonomy places the organism in Eukaryota, Viridiplantae, Streptophyta, Magnoliopsida, Cucurbitales, Cucurbitaceae.
UCGUUUUCUUCAAUCCAACUUCCCUUUUCUUUCACCUUAUUUUCUCUUUCAAAAUCAGCAACCAUUGAUAACCGCAAAAUGCAAUACCAAGCACAGCAACAAUACGGUUCUUCUUCUUCUUCCUCCUCCUAUUCCGCCAACGAUUCGUUGCGACGGAUAGAGCGUAUGGCGGCCGAGAACGCCGUGGUCAUGUUCAGCAUGACUUCAUGUUGCAUGUGCCACGCCGUCAAACGCCUUUUUUGUGGAAUGGGAGUUAACCCUACAGUGUACGAGCUCGACGAGGAUCCGAGAGGAAAAGAGAUAGAGAAAGCCUUGAUGCGGUUAAUGGGAAGCUCCUCCGCCGUCCCUGCCGUCUUCAUCGGCGGAAAACUCGUUGGUUCUAUGGAUAGAGUCAUGGUCUCUCAUAUCAAUGGCUCCCUCGUUCCUCUCCUCAAAAACGCUGGUGCCCUUUGGCUCUAAAAUUUCAAUGUAUGUGUCUUGCCAUUUAUGAAAGGUCGUUAAUUAAUGUACCGGUCUUCUUAACCAAUUGAGAUAGGUUCGUGUUUUGAGUAAAGAAAAAAAAAUGUGAAUUAAGAAAGUCGAAGAGGAGAGUGCUGGGGACUUGUAAUAAUUAGCUCCCUCCUCUGAAAAAGGAAAAAAAUAGUUUUUUUUUUUUUUCUUGUUUAUUAUAUGUUUUUGUUUUUG